This is a messenger RNA of Neoarthrinium moseri, 828 nucleotides long. RefSeq lists its product as uncharacterized. The record is from RefSeq and is a predicted model, not a curated record. The transcript is spliced from 6 exons. Lineage: Eukaryota; Fungi; Ascomycota; Sordariomycetes; Amphisphaeriales; Apiosporaceae. Bases 1 to 828 code for a protein of 275 amino acids. Gene Ontology annotation, biological process: mycotoxin biosynthetic process.
AUGCAUCAGACAAACAGGAGUGCUGAGUACGAGCGACUAUACGUUGAUCGCUCUUCCGGCGAGAAGUCGCAAGAGUCUUUCGACGAUGAAGAAGGGAUGGCCGCACUUUCACAUCUGAAACAGAGCCGGUGGCGGUCAUGGCGAGGCUGGCUACUUCACCUAGGGCUUCCCCUCGUCUAUACUCUUAUAUUCGUUGUAGCAAUGUAUCGCUCGUGGGAUGACGGGGGCGGCGUAUUCAGCUUGGUGGAUUCACCUGCGAAACAAGUUGGAUCCAAUAUGCACCUCGAGGUUUUCCCACUGGACAAAUUCCUUGAGGGGCCAUACACUGGUGAACCUGGAGCAGAACUCGACAGAGUCUGGGCUGACUUAUUACAAUAUAACAACAUGCGGAUACCGGAGGAAUGGGUAAAAAGUCAUGACCGAGAAUAUCAAGCAGUUAAGCUUCCCGAUGGGGGCUACCUGGGCGUGUUGAGCGUAUUUCACGAGCUUCAUUGCAUUAAAAGAGUAUUUCGAACGCUGCAUGCGGAUUACUACUUUCCAAACGCCACUGCGGAAGUGCACAAGGAGAUGAUCGAGCAUGCCGAACAUUGUCUCGAGCUGUUUAGAAUGUCAGCAAUGUGCCAUGGCGACGUUUCAGUCUUGACACACAGGUGGGUGGAUGGCGACCUGCUGCCUCACGUCAAUCAGAGCGCGCCACAUCAAUGUGUGGACUGGAACCAGGUCAUGGACUUCGCGGCGUCGGUGUCGGUCGACGUCUUCCGGAAAGACUACAUUGUGAACCCUGAGACCGGAACCAACCCCUACUGGCAUGAUGAGCCACGUUCAUGA